Molecule: messenger RNA, 362 nt
Organism: Meleagris gallopavo (turkey)
Lineage: Eukaryota; Metazoa; Chordata; Aves; Galliformes; Phasianidae
Source: RefSeq, a predicted model, not a curated record
UCCAGAGCAAGACACAAACUGCACCAUCUGCCUGGAGCCCGUGGGGGACAAAAAGUCCUACCACACCAUGGUGUGCCCAGUGUGCACACAGGCCUGGUUUCACCGGAGCUGCAUCCAGGGACAGGCCAUGAACGCUGGCAUUCUGCGCUUCCGAUGUCCCGUCUGCGGAGACAGGAUGCAAUUCCGGAAAGAAAUGCACCUUCUCGGGAUCCAAAUCCCAGCCAGAAGACCAACAUGGGAGGACAAGGAGAGCUAUGACACUCUGCACAAGACACACCAGCGCUGUGAUGUCAGCGAGUGUAUUCACACAGAAGGCAGGGAGCAAGCAGAGGAAGAGGGGUGAGUUACCUCAGCAGCCCUGC